This is a messenger RNA of Annulohypoxylon truncatum, 2204 nucleotides long. RefSeq names its product MFS transporter-like protein. Lineage: Eukaryota; Fungi; Ascomycota; Sordariomycetes; Xylariales; Hypoxylaceae. Gene Ontology annotation, biological process: transmembrane transport. The transcript is spliced from 2 exons. The record is from RefSeq and is a predicted model, not a curated record. Gene Ontology annotation, molecular function: transmembrane transporter activity. Bases 501 to 1976 code for a protein of 491 amino acids.
AUAGAUGCUGACGGUACACCACGGUCCACUGUCAGCAUAAAGGGUGGAUGUAUCGAAGGCUUAGAGUGGAACGGGGCAAUGCAUAUUUAUGUGCGUUCAGCUGUUAUCAAAAUUCCUGCUGAAUGGGGGGAGCAAUACGAAACAUUGCCUCCAUGGAUGAAAUAGACGACCGAGAGUGCUAGGUUAUGGAGUUCGAGCGAGUGUCGAUUACAGAAGAAACCGAGCUCUUCAAUGAUGUCUGAGAGGAAAGAAAAGGGGGAAGGGGAUGAGAACGAUUAUUAAUAGGGGCUGGAUCACGAUCAAGGAUUACACCAACAUCAUCAGCAAAAUCCCAUCACCAAACUCUCAAAUCAAGACAAAAAUCAUGACGCUCAAUUGAUUCAGGGGGUACAGACUCUAAAUGUGUAACCUUAAGCCACUCCAGUCAAUUGUGGCUGCAGCAGAAGCUGUCCGACCGAGUCGGAGUCCCCUAUGAGGUCAUCGAUCUGCAGCCACCCAAAAUGCCCCCCACCAAACCCCCACCCAUAGCCCUACGCUGGCGCUCCAACACCCUCUUCAUCAUCGCCACCGUCGCCGUCGGGCUGUUCACAGACCUCUUCCUCUACGGCCUCGUCGUGCCCGUGCUGCCCUUCAUGCUGCAGAACCGGCUCUCGAUCCCCCAACCCGAAAUCCAGUCCUACGUCUCCAACCUGCUCGCCGCCUACGCCGGCGCCUCCGUCCUGUCCUCCGUGCCGGCCGGCUGGGCCGCCGACCGGACGAGCUCGCGACAGGCCCCCUUCCUCAGCGGCCUGGCCGCCCUGCUCGCGGCGACGGUGAUGCUCGCCUUCGGGCGCAGCCUCGGCGUGCUGUUCGCCGCGCGUGUGCUCCAGGGCGUCAGCGCCGCCGUCGUCUGGACCAUCGGGCUCGCCAUGGUCCUCGAUACCGUCGGCCCGGCGCACCUGGGCAAGGUCGUGGGCACCGUGUUCAGCUUUAUCUCGGUCGGGGAGCUGAUGGCGCCUGUGAUCGGCGGCGUGCUGUACGAGCGGACCGGGUACGGCGGCGUGUUUGGCGUCGCGGCGGGGGUGCUGGGUUUGGAUUUCGUCAUGCGGUUGCUGGUUAUCGAAAAGAAGACGGCCGCGAAGUACGAGGGGAGCGUGUUGCCGGAUCGGGACGUGGAUUCUGGGUCCCGAAGGGACAGUGGUGGUGAUGAUCGCGACGAAGAGACUCCCACUGAGAGCGACGCGUUACUACCGAACAAGAACCAAGAUUGCUCCUCCUCCUACAAAAUCCACAACCCCCCAAACCGACUGACCCGCACCCUCCCCAUCCUCCUCUGCUUCCGGAACCCGCGCCUCCUCGUCGGCUUCAGCCUAGCCUUCGUGCAGGCCUCGCUCCUCGCCGUCUUCGACGCCACCAUCCCGACCGAAGCGUCGUCCCUCUUCGGCUUCACCUCCCUAGAUGCCGGCCUCCUGUUCAUCGCCCUCGACGUGCCGUACCUAAUUCUCGGCCCCGUGGCCGGGUGGGCCGUAGACCGGUACGGCACCAAGCUCGCGUCCGUGCUGGGCUUCGCGUACCUCGUGCCCUCUCUCGUGCUCCUACGCUUACCUUCCGACCGCCUGCUCGCCGGGACGAGCAACGUGGUGCUGUACUGCGCUUUGCUAGCGCUGAAUGGCGUCGGUCUAGCCGUGAUCGGGUCCCCCAGCGUGGUCGAGACGAGUUACGUGGUGCAGGAGUACGACCGUGCCAACCCGGGCUUGUUCGGGGCUAACGGCCCUUACGCCCAGCUGUACGGGUUUAACUCGUUAUUUUUCUGCGCCGGGCUCACCGUCGGUCCCGUUGUCGCCGGCGCCCUCCGUGACGGAGUUGGUUAUGGUAAUAUGAAUCUUGUAUUUGCUAUUUUAUCAGGCGUUACCGCCACAGCUUCAUUUUUCGUCAUUGGCGGGAAACCCCACUGGAGUUUCCCUCAAGGUCUAUGGAAAAGGGGCAGGGCAAAUUAAGCAGGCGGGGUUUUCAUCUCAUAUCGGGCCCUUUCAAGGACGAUACUAUAGAAUUACAUCUCAUUACAACCAUAGUAAUCUCACUUCGAUACAUCAUAAACAGCCAUGCGCACCGAAGACCCGCUCAUUUGACUGCUACUAUUCACUCAUAUCCAUCAUCACGAUAGCGUGCCAUCAACAAACGCUGAGAAUAUGUGAACGAGAGCUGUGAUUAUCUAUUUAACCGGU